AUGAACCAUGCGCCGCGCGCCAGCCAGCUUUCGGGCUCGACAGCCUACACUGGCUCCUCAGCUUCUUUGAGCUCCCUCGCCACGACCAUCACACCUCAAAAUGGCGGUCCUGUCCAUGCCACGGCCAACAUCAUCAACCAAAAGGCCGAUGCUUCGCGAUCUUUGUACCAGAUCUGCAUCUCUCUGAAGCAGCGCCUGGCUCAAGUCCCUGGCUUUGGCCCGUAUCUCGACGAGCUCGAUCCCACGGAUCCUGUCGAUCCUCUAUGGAACCUUUUCCGAUCUGGAUACCCUUUGCUCCUCAUCUACAAUGCCUUGCGACCUAAUGACGAGCUCAAGGUCGACGACUCUAGCGCUAGUGAAGCUAAGAAGUCCAAGAUCGCCAUCUUCAAAUUCGUUCAAGCAUGUAUGAAGGAACUAGACAUUCCUUCCUCUCAGAGCUUUGUCAUCACCGACUUGAUGGGUAACGACACAAGCGGUUUCGUCAAGGUUACUCAAGUUGUUAACUACGUCUUGGACCGAGCAGAGGAACGCGGCUAUCUUAUGCAAGCUCAACCUGAUAUCGAGAAUAACGAGCCUACUGGAGCGCAGAUGACCUACCGAGAUCAUAUUAUCAGGGAACUUGUCGACACUGAGCGGAAAUACGUCCAAGAUCUCGAGAAUCUGCACGACUUGAAAAAGACACUCGAACAGCAAGGCGCAAUUCCCGGUGAUACCCUGCAUCGGAUUUUCUUUAACAUCAAUUCAAUCCUCGAUUUCCAGCGCCGAUUCCUCAUUCGAGUCGAGACAACAAACUCCAUGCCUGGCCCAGACCAACGAUGGGGAGCUCCGUUUGUUCAUUACGAGGAUGCUUUGAUCGACAUUUACCAGCCCUUUAUCGCAAACCAGCGCAAGGCCGCAAUGGUUGCCAACCAGGUUUUCGACAAGAUUCAACGUUCUUCGCACCCUGUCGCAGCCGAUUACAACACUCUCGACGGUUUCCUGCUCAAGCCCAUGCAAAGACUGGUGAAAUAUCCGUUAUUGCUCAAGGAUCUUAACAAGAAAACUGAGGAUGACACGAUCAAGAUGGACCUGACCAGCGGUUGCGAAGCUGCUGAAAGAGUCUUGUCCAAAGCCAACGAAGCAGUCAACCGUGACCUUUUGGACGAAGCUGUUAAGGAUCUCACCGGCCGUGUGGAGGACUGGAAGAGCCACAAGGUGGAGCAAUUUGGCAAGCUCCUCCUACAUGGUGUGUAUGGAGUCAUCACUGGAAAGACAGAUCAAGAGAAGGAUUACGAGAUCUACCUUUUUGAGUCUAUCCUUCUGUGCUGCAAGGAAAUCUCAUCAAGCAAGAGCAAGGAUAAGAAGGACAAGUUGCGUUCAGCAGGCCCCAAGGUCCGAAACAAGAGUGCCAAGCUUCAAUUGAAGGGUCGCAUCUUUAUGACCAACGUGACCGAUAUCGUGUCGUUUACCAAGCCAGGCAGCCACAGCGUGCAGAUCUGGUGGAAGGGAGACCCAGGUGUCGAGAACUUUAUCAUCAAGUUUUUGAACGAGGAGACUUUGAAGAAAUGGGUGAACACUCUGGAGGCCCAGAGGAAGCAUAACGUGCCACGCCAAUCAACAAACUCGGACACACUUUCAACCGACUUUGCCUGGACACGAGAUCAAGUAGCUGGCCUGGAGAAUCCCUAUCUGCAAGAAAACGACGACGACGACGAAGAUCUUGGCCCAGCAACAGCACCUGCCGGGUUCAGUGGAGUUACUCAUCCUAUGAGUUUGGGGCCCAGAACAGCUUCAAGCAACAACCUUCGUGCUCGAGCAGGAACUGGUGAAAGCUCUGCGUCUCUUGCCGGAAUGGUGCGCGCUCCUCCACCUCGAUUCCCUCUGCCUGCACCACCCGCAUCACUCAGCCUUCAGACUCCAGCAAACGGCGCUCACUCACCCGGUGCUUGGGCAGGCGACAGUUAUUUCUCCCCUGUCACUGAGUCACCAGCUUCGACAAGGACGAGCACUACCAGUGGAAUGUUCUCAACCCCUCAAUAUGGGUUCCCCAAGAGCUCCACUCCCAACCCACAACAAUGGGAAGAUGCCAAUGGCAAUCGAUACACUGCUCCCGCGAUGCCCCGUGCUCCGUCCCGCGAUGGUCCCUCACCAAAUCCUAAUCGCAACCCCCGAGGACCUUCUCUGCCGGCAAUGUCCUCUAGCAGCCAGGCCGCUCUGGCGGCACAGCAGAGGAACCGUUCGUACAGCACUCCCGAUAUUAACGGACCAGGAAUGCCACGUACUCGCCAACCUAGCCACGGAAAUAUCCCAGCCGUGCCUGGCAUUCCCCAACACUUGCAUCCUGGCCACAACCCCAACCUUUCUCGAGAUCAAACAGGAUCGCCCAGGAUUGAUCAGCCCACUCGAGCCCAGACCAACAGCCCUGGAGCUCAGCGAGAACGAAUGCACAAGCCUACAGGAAGUGUGGGCGGAAGCAUGAACCAUUUCCCUGCUCAACCAAUUCACCCACGAUCCAUCACGCCAGGUGGUGGAAACCAGAUCCUCCGGGUUGACCCUGCUACUGCGAACUCGCGAACGGUAUCCCCAGCUCUUGGUACAGCAACAGUGCCGCCACCAUCAGCAAAUCCUCUAAGCCCCGAGAUGCCUCUGCCAACCCAGCUCAAGGUUCGAGUGAACUGCGAAUCAGGCAAUUACGUUACUUUGGUGGUGGCCUUUAACAUCACCUACCAAUCUCUGGUCGACCGCAUCGAUGCCAAACUCGCCCGCUUCACUACCAGCAGCAUCAGUAAGAGCAUGCUCAAGCUACGAUACCGUGACGAAGACGGCGACUACGUUGCCAUCGAAGGUGACGACGACAUCCAGAUCGCCUUUACCGAGUGGCGCGAGGGAGUCAGGAACAUGUACUCUGGAGGCGUAGGAGAGAUAGAGCUCUUUUGCGUCGGCGACACAGCCUAG
Messenger RNA from Fusarium poae, 2934 nucleotides. RefSeq lists its product as uncharacterized. The transcript is spliced from 5 exons. Lineage: Eukaryota; Fungi; Ascomycota; Sordariomycetes; Hypocreales; Nectriaceae. Bases 1 to 2934 code for a protein of 977 amino acids. Gene Ontology annotation, cellular component: nucleus; cytoplasm; mating projection tip. The record is from RefSeq and is a predicted model, not a curated record. Gene Ontology annotation, molecular function: protein binding; guanyl-nucleotide exchange factor activity. Gene Ontology annotation, biological process: intracellular signal transduction; establishment of cell polarity; septin ring organization.